GGGAGAGAGAUGCCAUCCAAAUUACCUACAGAAACAGCCAUCAGAGCUUCUCUCCUGGAUUGCUAGGGCACAGAAGAUCUUAUUUUGCUCCUACAACAUUUGUGCUUUCUUCCAGAACUGAAAUGUGCAGCAAUAGCAGUGAUUCUCUCCAUCAGUAACUGAUAUACCCGGACCUUCCACAGCCAGACAGAACAGAUAUAACGCUUUUAGGGUGGCUCCAGAAUACUCAGACUGUGUUUGACUACCACCCUUUUGGAUAAAUAUUUUGGGAUUCAGGAUGAAUAAGACAAGGGCUGUUAAUGAUGUUUUUCAUUUCCUGAGCAGCAAGAACUGGAGCUCAAGCCGAAGCUUUCCUAUGAACAUUUCUAAUCAGUGCAUGAACAUCACUGACCUUACUGUCUUUCUGGCCACCUCUUACAGCUUGGAGACUGUUCUGGGCAUUGUGGGAAACAUCUGUCUGAUUGCUGUCAUUGCCAGGCAGAAGGAAAAGGCCAAUGUCACCAAUAUCCUAAUUUCCAACUUAAUAAUUUCAGACUUGUUUAUGUGUCUUGUCUGCCUGCCUUUCACCGUUGUUUACACCAUGAUGGACUACUGGAUAUUUGGAGAAGUCAUGUGCAAAAUGACCUCUUUCACUCAGUGCACAACGGUAACAGUGUCAAUCCUUUCCCUUGUCCUUAUUGCUCUAGAAAGACACCAGCUCAUCAUAAACCCCACUGGCUGGAGGCCAAAUACCUCUCAAGCCUAUCUAGGAAUUGGAGUAAUUUGGACUUUAGCAUGUCUCAUGUCCCUACCCUUUCUGACCACAUCCGUGUUGUCUAAUGAGUUGUAUGAGCAGCUCUCACACUUCAUGAAUUUUUCCACUGAUAAGGCAAUAUGUAUCAACUCGUGGCCUUCUGAGCAGCACAAACUUAUCUACACUACCACUUUACUGCUCUUGCAGUAUUGCAUCCCUCUGUUCUUCAUUAUCCUUUGCUACCUGCGUAUCUACUUACGCCUGCAGAAGAGGAAGGACAUGUUCGAGAAGAGUGAGUACAGCAACCGAGCAGUCCAGCUGAGAAGGAUAAACAUUUUGUUAGCGUCCAUGGUUGCUGCUUUUGCUGUUUGCUGGCUACCACUGCAUGUUUUCAACACCAUCGUGGACUGGAAUUACAAAAUCAUUUCGCCUUGCCACCACAACCUGAUCUUCUCAUUGUGCCACCUGGUAGCUAUGGCUUCCACCUGUGUCAACCCUGUUAUCUAUGGUUUCCUAAACAGCAACUUCAAAAAAGAAGUGAAGUCACUGAUUCUGAGCUGCCAGCAUAAUUCAGUAACUGCCUCAACGGAAGAAUAUGAUCAUUUGCCUUUAUCCACCAUGCAGACCGAAAUUUCCAAAGGCUCUCUGAUGUUGAACUGCAGACACAAUUCUAUUUAACAAGCACAAAACAUUUCAGAAGGGUGCAGUGACACCCCACACCAGUUAUUACCUGUGGGUAUAUAAAGCAACUGGUGAUGCCACAGCUGGAAUUUGAAGAGGAACCCAUCACUAUCUGAUUUUUGGAAGAACAGGCAAAGUAAUGUUGCAAAUGUUUACAGUUGCUGCUGUGGUGCACAAGGUUUUCAUGUCAAUGAGGUGGUACUGACACUGAGGAGACUGGGCUGAUGUAUAAGCAGCUGCUCUAAGAUCAGUAACUAAGCUCUAAGUGGCUGCAGAGAGGCUGACAUAGGGUUAAUCAGCUAAGCUCAUAUCUCUACCAUGGCUGCAGUAGAAAACCAGAUUUCCAGUUUCAGUGAUGCAGGCUGCCAAAAGUUGUGUUGGAGAAGACUCUCUCAGUUUUUCAGUAUUAGAAAGAUUUUUAUGCACAGCUGACACACCAGUGGAACAGAGAUAUGUAAAUAUCUAAAUUUUUUUUUGCUUUACCACCUCUCACAGCCCAUCAAAUAACAGUAAUCUUUCAGCAGAUCUUCACAUAAAACAACUGCCUGUUUCUAUGAAACUUCACUCUCUGCCAUAGGCUUGAGAAUAGUCAUUGCCUCUGCAAGUAGGGACAAAGAACAAGGACCCUGGUAUGUAAAAAGACAGUCACUUAUGAGGGAUGGCAGUAAAUGAAAAUGUUAUUCAGUGGAUUAAACUCAAAAUGCAUUGAGAUGAUACUGAGAACUAUUUUUAAGCACAUAAAAACAGUUGUAGAUCUACAUGGAAAUGAGUCUUGUUGAAUUUGUCGUUCCCACUGCUGUCAUUACAAAGCUCUGCAAUGCUGAAACUUCAUGCCAUGAUGGUACAAGAUGGCCAGAUUACAGGAGUUGUUCCAGGACUUGGUAGCAACAUGUCAUUCUGCUUCAGCAUCUUCUUGGUACUUUAACUGCAAAGUAUCUAAUUCAGAAGGUCAGAAUGAGCAUGAAAACCUGUUUGUGGAAAUCAUGUGUUUCCAGAGUGGAUAUACUUCCAAAGAAAUAAGCAUAUGCAUGGAGGAUUUCAGUUUUCUUAAAAAAUAAAACCAGAUGUCAGGUAUCAGUCCCACUGGCUGACAUCAGCAACAGAGCUGAAAUUCCAACAAAACACUACAAGGUCAAUCAAAACACACAGGUGGAAUCCAGGUCAGGCUGAAGCCAAGCUGCAUGUAAAUAGGUAGUACUGUCAAUUGCUCUACUAAGAUGAGAGUCGUAUUUUUUCACGUGUGUUAUUUGUAGCCUUUGUUCAUGAAACCUACAAACUACAAACUCAUUUUAACCUCUGGAGCCAGAGAAAUUGCUCAGUGACUACUGAGAAACCAAGGCAUUCCCAAGAAGGCCAUACUGAGGUAUAGAUUAAAAAAAAAACCAGGUAGCAAAUGCAAAAAGGAGACCAACCAGUUCAAUGCUAAUGAAAUACUGAAGUGUAUUCUGUCCUGAUUUGUUAAACUAACCUUAGCAGAAGACUGGACUUGGUGGUCACCUGAGGUAAUUUCCAACAUGAAUUGCGCUAUGAGAAGCGGUGGUUACUUGUUGCAGUCAGUGGGUUUGCAUGGAGUUGAAGAUAUCCAGUGUAUAGUUAUGCAAACAACUAGAAAUUCCUUAGCUGGCAGAUCUCUGGUUAGACAAAUUGGUAUAAAGUUAGGUGAAGAAAAGACUUCUCCCCAUGCUGUGAACUGACAGGAUGCUGAACGGAGUAUCUGAGCACAAGAGCUAAACUCUAUGCUAUAAGGCAGCAAGAGCUAUCAGUAAGUACGAGAUCAUAUCCCCAGCUGGCAGAAAUAAGAGUUAACCCCUUGCCAUGAGCUGUGUGCACAGAUUUCAGUGGUAAAACUUGAAGUUCGGCCUUGAAUUCUUGUGUGCAGAAUCCUGAGGCAGAAGCUUUUUUGAUGCAGCCACCCUUGUAAUUCUGGCCAGAACCUGUAUAUCUUAGUAAGAGACUUCGUGUGUGGUUACCUUUUGUAUCUUCCUCAACUAUGUGGCAAGACAUUUUUGCUUUUUUCAAAUGGACUUCUGCUUUCUUUUUUUUCCCUUUGUUACUUGCCAUGCUAUGAUGAGAACUUGUUUCUCUUGAUUAGUUUUCAUGCAAUGUGAUUUCUAGACUGGACAUUGAAUCUACUAGAAACACAGAACAGGAGGACUCUCAUUUUAUCUUAGAUACAUCUUAAAACUUGCUACUGUAGCCAAAACCUCCAUGGGAUGCUGAGUAGCACAAAACACAGCUUCUCUGUGGUUAUAUCAAAACUGUGCUAUAUUACUUCAGGGUUUAAAUAUUGUUUCAACUUUGUCAUUGUUUUGUAUUUAGAAUCAAUUUAAGUAAUUGAGUAAUUCUGUCUGUUUUUUGCACUGUUAGAAUGUCAGCAUUUAACUAGCUGUGUGUCAAGCUAUUGUAAGAAUACUCUGCUAAACACAAACACAGAAAAUUACCUGAUAUUUGGUCUUAAGUACAUAACUUUUCAAGCACCAGUGUCUUAAAUGGAAAUAUAAUUACCUUUAGGAUUUGUACUUCCAUGAACCUGUCUUUGUCACUAGUUCUGAGUGAAAAUUUUUAGUAAAGCUAUUACAGUUCAUCAGAGACCUGCCACUCGAGCUACGCACUGGCACUGUGUGUCAGAUCUGAGUUCUUCCUGCAAAGGGUAGAAAUACGAGCAAGAUCUGGCACUCUGUUUAACUGUAAUUCACGUGGCCAUUUGUUUCCAUGAACACAAGUAGAUACAUAAAGCAAGCAGAUCCAACUUUACACUAACAUAGAGAAGCAGAAAUGGAUGUUAUCUUCCUCUCAUGAUUAAAGGAAGUGUCAAGUUUGGAGUAAACUACUGUUUAUGGCUAACUGACUUUGGACUGGAUAAAUUAUAGGAUUUAAACACUAAAAGCCACCAAAUUUCACCCAUACAUCUAACUGCAAAAAUGCAGAUCCUCAGAACUCCCAGCCAGCUGCAGUCUAUCCAUCUACUUACAUACCAUCCUGAGACACGUGUUUUUCAACCUCUAAAAUUUCCUAAGUAAUAAAUAAACUUUAAAGUAAACCCAGAAAAACAAAUAUAUCCAGGUACCAAAGGACUGAAUAUGUAACAGGAAAGGUGCCUGUACCACUUCCUCAUUCUGUGCAUACACCAAGGCUUCUGCUGCUAUACCCAAAUGCAGUAGAGGAUAUUACCCUCUUAGGUUUUAAGAACUGCUGUAGCAACUGUUCCCCAUUCCUUUUGAAGGCAAAGUCACAAGGCUGGGUGCAAUUAUGCCUGCAUGGUUGAAAGAGCCAUUUUAUUUGUCACUUUGAGGCUUUAUGCAGCCAAGGGAGGCUAGGUUUCUUUGGUCCCAGCAGAAGGUAACAGAACAGAAACAGUUUACAUACGUCUUAUCCAUAUGUAAAUCGCAUAUAGUGUUCAUAUGUAAGAAGCAUUGAGCAUUUUUGUGUUCAUUGUACACAGUGAUGGUUUUGGGUAUACUCUUUAAAGUUCUGCUACUGAGUCACAAAAGCAAUGUUGAAGAAAUAGGCAAGAGUUGUGCAAAUCAUGAGUUCACACAGUUUUAAGACCUUACAUUGCCUUUUUCUAAAAAAGUGCUUCAUAAUCUUGCCUCCUGUGACACAUUAUAAGAAGACAGUAAGGUUUUCAGAGCAAGAGAACAACUUAUUUCUGUGAUAUAAGUAGCACACUGCAGGGAGUCUUAAAAUAACAAAUAAAGUAAUACUGUCUGUGUCA
Corvus hawaiiensis (hawaiian crow) is the source of this 5129-nucleotide messenger RNA. Its product is annotated as neuropeptide Y receptor type 4-2-like. Gene Ontology annotation, molecular function: neuropeptide binding; pancreatic polypeptide receptor activity. Gene Ontology annotation, cellular component: plasma membrane; neuron projection. Gene Ontology annotation, biological process: G protein-coupled receptor signaling pathway. NCBI's taxonomy places the organism in Eukaryota, Metazoa, Chordata, Aves, Passeriformes, Corvidae. The coding region runs from base 278 to 1411 and encodes 377 amino acids. The transcript has 2 exons. The record is from RefSeq and is a predicted model, not a curated record.